This is a messenger RNA of Trichomonas vaginalis G3, 684 nucleotides long. RefSeq lists its product as uncharacterized. Bases 1 to 684 code for a protein of 227 amino acids. The transcript has a single exon. The record is from RefSeq and is a predicted model, not a curated record. Lineage: Eukaryota; Parabasalia; Trichomonadida; Trichomonadidae.
AUGAGCAAAUACAUAGAUUACAGAUUAGUUCAAAAUGAUGUUCUCAAUGAUGAUUUCACUGCACGUGGCCGUAUCCCUGUUAAAAUCAAGCUCGGGGUUUUAUCUGAAGAUGUUGAAACGCUUUCAGGCUGCAUGGCAGAUCGAUGUAUUAUAGUUGUUAUUUAUAACAAACUUGAUUCAUUUAUCAUUGUAAGAAACUACUUUGUCUCAAGAGAGAACAAUCCUCAUCUCCCAAAAAAUCCAAAAACAUUUACUCCUAGAUAUUAUUCUGCUGCAACCGCAAUUGUUACAAUUAAGAAUAGAUUUAAUUCAGUUGAAGAAUUGUUAGAUGCUGUUUCUGUGCAAAAAGACUUUAAAUUCGACUAUUCAAUUGGCAAAAUCACAGUAAUUCGAUAUUUUUUAUUCGAAGAUUAUGAUUAUAAAAACUUUAAAUAUUUCGUUGAUAGUUAUGUUCAAAACUCUGAAAAAAAAAGACUUGGUCAAGUUGCCACAAGAACUGUUUAUUAUUUAAGUCGUAAUGAUGAUAUUAGAAAUAUGAUUACAGUAUAUAAAAGGAUCGAUAAGAAAGCCACAAAAUAUAGUUACAUUCAAGCAAUGUAUUGCCAAAAGAGAAAAGUAAAUUGGUUUUUCUAUACUCAUUUUCACAUCCUUCCCUUAGGUCAUAAGAUCCAAUUCUAUACUUAG